Messenger RNA from Entamoeba invadens IP1, 864 nucleotides. RefSeq names its product cyclin-C1-1, putative. The record is from RefSeq and is a predicted model, not a curated record. Lineage: Eukaryota; Evosea; Mastigamoebida; Endamoebidae. Gene Ontology annotation, biological process: positive regulation of transcription by RNA polymerase II. Bases 1 to 864 code for a protein of 287 amino acids. The transcript has a single exon. Gene Ontology annotation, molecular function: cyclin-dependent protein serine/threonine kinase regulator activity. Gene Ontology annotation, cellular component: mediator complex; nucleus.
AUGGAGGGGAGAGCAGUGUUUGAAGAGAGUAGUCACGCGAAGUACGGCCUUUUUAACAAAAGCAAAUUAAAAACGUACGAAGCGACUAUGGACUGGACCACACAAUGGGCGGUUCACAUUGAGAUCAUCAAAUACAUUCGCCGUCUAUGUUCCCAGACAACCCCACAUUCAUACACAAAAGCGUCUCAUCGGAUAUAUUCGACGUCAACUGUCUAUUACCGUCGAUUUUUUGCGGAGAAGGAAGUUGGUAAAACAGUUGAUCCUCGGAUUGUUGCUGCGUCUUCCGUUAUGUUUGCCUCAAAAGUCGAGGGUUGUGUCAUCUCUCCACAAAUCAUUAUUGAUGUCUCUAAAAAGACAAUUGACUUUCCAUUCACCAUCCAUGAUUUAAUCGACUUCGAGAGGACUUUAAUCGAGUCAAUGAAACAUUCUUUAAUAGUGUGGCAUCCUGAAAAGGAUUGUGAAGACAUUAAAAACUCUUCCAGUCUCCCAGAGUUCUUUUGUGAAACGUUACAAUCCAUUUUGAACGACGCGUACUUCACAGACGUUAUUGUUAUAUACCAACCACUUGAAAUUGCACUGGGAUGUGUUGUCACUGCUGGGAUCCUCCAAAACUGUGACAUCAGAUCUCUUCUGUGUGCAAACGAUUACAACCUCGAGAACGUCGAGGACGUUGCAAAAGAAAUGCUGAGAUACUACUCAUUUGUCAAUUCGCAAGACUUCGAGAAAACCCAGGUCUCGGCUCAAAAAUAUAUUGGAGCGCUUCGUGUUUAUUGCUAUUUUUUUCCUUCCUUAUUUUCAAGUUCAUUCCACACAUCAUAUUUUCUUGCAGUGAGAUUGCAUCAUUCUUUUAUUUUUAUUUCUUAA